GUAUACACUUUAUUUGACAAUUACAACUUUUUUUUUCCCUUUACCCUUGAUUUUGGUGUGCUAUAGUUUAAUUUUAUGCUAUACUUGGGAUAUGUAUCAACAGAAUAAGAAUGCCAAAUGUUAUAAUCCCAGUAUACCAAAGCAGAGAGUGAUGAAGCUGACAAAGAUGGUGCUGGUGCUGGUGGCGGUCUUUAUCCUAAGUGCUGCGCCCUAUCAUGUGAUACAACUGGUGAACUUACAGAUGGAGCAGCCCACAUUGGCCUUCUAUGUAGGCUAUUACCUCUCCAUCUGUCUCAGCUAUGCCAGCAGUAGCAUUAACCCUUUUCUCUACAUCCUCCUGAGUGGAAAUUUCAGGAAACGUCUGCCUCGACUCCAAAGGAGGGUGACUGAGAGGGAGAACAACAACAUGAAGAACAUCCUAAAAUAG
Molecule: messenger RNA, 427 nt
Organism: Carlito syrichta (Philippine tarsier)
Lineage: Eukaryota; Metazoa; Chordata; Mammalia; Primates; Tarsiidae
Gene: MCHR2
Product: melanin concentrating hormone receptor 2
Exons: 2
Biological process (GO): G protein-coupled receptor signaling pathway
Cellular component (GO): membrane
Molecular function (GO): peptide binding; G protein-coupled receptor activity
Source: RefSeq, a predicted model, not a curated record